GGGCUUCCAUACCUUGGAACUCAGAUGUCUGAGUUAACAAAGAGGCGUCGCAUGGCAUGGGUAUCAGCCGUAAGACGCAAAGACAUCACCUUCGACAACAUUUCCCGACAUAUGUUUGUGUGUUCACGGCAUUUUCUCUCAGGCAAACCAGCCUAUGAAAUGCUUGAGUGUCAUCCCGACUGGGCACCGUCAUUACAUCUCGGGCACACAGAAGUCAAAGCGGCGCAUCCUGAGCGGUUUAGCCGUAGGACAAAGAGACAGCAAGGUCUCAAACAGAACACUGCUGCACCUGUAACAUCACCAGCUCUACCUGACCUGAAAUUAGAGAUAGAUGAAGAUGUACCACUGGUUAAAGAUGAACCACCGGAUGAAGAUGUACCACUGGUUAAAGAUGAACCACCGGAUGAAGAUGGACCACCAGAUGAAGAUGGACCCCCGGAUGAAGUUUCACAGAGGUUACAGAUGGAUGAGCCUGCACCAAAGUACGACCUUGUAGAACAGCAGGAAUGUAGUUUUUGUAACUGCAGACGUGCUGAAAUUAACCGCUUAUUAGAGGAGAACAGGUUAUUGAAGGAAGAGCUCUCUCAAAAGACAAUGUCUGAGAAUUUUUUGGGAGAUGAUGACAAGAAGGUCAAGUACUACACUGGACUGCCAUGUUUUGCUUUUCUGAUGGGUGUGCUGGCGCAGCUUCUUCCCUGCCUACCACAGACAAGACGCAAACUUUCGCCUUUUCAGAUGCUCUUCUUAACUCUGAUGCGCCUGAGGCUGAAUCUGCCAAUCCAGCACAUUGCACACCUCUUCUGCAUAGAUCAAAAGACUGUGUCCACCGUGUUCAGAGUCACCUUAGGUGCCAUGUUUACACACCUCAGCCCUUUGGUGCACUGGCCAGAGAGACAUUGCCUGAAGGGCAGCAUGUUGCAACAGUUUGUAGAAGCUUUUGGCAAUCAUGUUGCGGUUAUUGUGGACUGCUUUGAAAUUAACGCUGAGAGAGCAUCAAAUCAGAAAGCUAUAGCACAGACAUCUUCACAAAAGCACACGCUAAAGUAUCUCAUUGGUAUUACUCCACGUGGAGCUAUUGCUUUCGUUUCUAAAGGGUGGGGAGGGGGUGUCAGUGUCAAGGAUGUGAUUGAGUGUAGUGGCCUUCUUGAUAAACUAUUGCCUGGAGACUUGGUGUUGGUGGAUCGCGGAUUUGACACCGGGGACAAUGUUGGACUAAUGUGUGCAGAAGUGAAAAAGCAAAAACUGGUUCCAAAGGAUGAGGAGGAGACACGGAAGAUAGCUCACCUCAGGGUCCAUUUGAAGAGGGUGAUCGGAUGUGUGCGCACAAAGUACACCAUGCUAAGUGAGGCCGUACCAGUGAGCAUGAGAGCCCCAUGUGAAGAUGAGGACAUGACAUUCCUUGACAAAGUUGUGACUGUGUGCUGUGCCCUAACUAAUAUGUGCCCCAGUGUUAUGAAACUGUAAACCAUGACAUAAACUACAUACAACAUGACAUACAACAAAAUAAAGGAGAACUGCAUAUCCUUCAUUAUCGUGUGGCAU
Messenger RNA from Sinocyclocheilus grahami, 1542 nucleotides. RefSeq lists its product as uncharacterized. The transcript is spliced from 2 exons. NCBI's taxonomy places the organism in Eukaryota, Metazoa, Chordata, Actinopteri, Cypriniformes, Cyprinidae. Bases 25 to 1464 code for a protein of 479 amino acids. The record is from RefSeq and is a predicted model, not a curated record.